This is a messenger RNA of Colletotrichum higginsianum IMI 349063, 528 nucleotides long. Its product is annotated as Chitotriosidase-1. Gene Ontology annotation, biological process: carbohydrate metabolic process. The coding region runs from base 1 to 528 and encodes 175 amino acids. The transcript has 4 exons. NCBI's taxonomy places the organism in Eukaryota, Fungi, Ascomycota, Sordariomycetes, Glomerellales, Glomerellaceae. Gene Ontology annotation, molecular function: chitin binding; hydrolase activity, hydrolyzing O-glycosyl compounds. The record is from RefSeq and is a predicted model, not a curated record.
AUGCCCAUGAAGGACAUACCCGUCAACUCGCUGACUCACCUGUACUUUUCCUUUGCAUUCAUCACCCCCAACGAGUACAACAUUGUCGGGAUGGACGGUCUGCCCUCGGAGCUCUUCAGCAACUUCACCGACCUGAAGAAGGAUAAUCCGAGUCUGAAAAUGACCAUUGCCAUCGGAGGAUGGACACACAACGACCCAGGCCCUCUUCAGAAGGUGUUUAGCGACAUGGUCAGCACGAAGCAGAACCGAUCGACGUUCAUUGAGAACUUAAUGGCCUUCCUUCGUCAAUAUGCGUUUGAUGGUGUUGACUUUGACUGGGAAUGCCCCGGUGCUGACGACAGAGGUGGCGUGCCCGAAGAUGGCGUCAACUUUACCCAAUUCCUGAAAGAGCUCGAAGAAGAAAACAAGAAGCAGCCGAAAAGGUACAUUGUAUCUUAUACUGCGCCAACGAGCUUCUGGUAUCUGCGCCACUUUGAUCUGAAGUCGAUCGACUAUGUCGACUUUGCCAUUGUCAUGUCCUAUGAGUAA